Molecule: messenger RNA, 951 nt
Organism: Amorphotheca resinae ATCC 22711
Lineage: Eukaryota; Fungi; Ascomycota; Leotiomycetes; Helotiales; Amorphothecaceae
Exons: 1
Coding region: 1-927 (308 amino acids)
Source: RefSeq, a predicted model, not a curated record
AUGAGCUCUAGCGGGCACUUAGAUCCGUCUCCACCGCCGCAAUAUGCCAAUGGUCUUAUGAAUGACAGUGCUACCUACGGAGCAGAACGACGAAUGAACCCUCCUUAUGCUGAUGUGGUGAAUGGGACGGCUCCCCGUUACAUUCCACACGGAUUCCCCGUACAGAAUAAUUUUCUCUAUGGCAAUCGGCCCCACGGAGUGGACGUACAAGGUUAUCCAACAUACGCGGGUGUUAUACCCCAGCAGUACAGCCUUCCUCAGAACGGCUCCCAAUUUCUGUACGCUACAAAUGCGGACCCUUUAGAUCAAAUUGUUCAUUUUAUGGCAUCAAACAAGGCCUGCCGCUACUUUAUGCUCGGAAUAUGUACGGAACAAUACUGUGGUUGCACGCACGAUGCAACGUUCCGUGACACACUCAUGGGGACUCUUUUUGGAGAUGCUUGGGAGGAGCUCCACCGCUAUGUUCAGCAGAAAACUCCGACCAGGAACUUAUCGAAAGACCAUGCGGAUAUAAGUGUCAAAAAAGACCAAGAAGCAAACCCCGUCAGCGCUCCUGUUAUCGGAGAAGAGUGCGAAGUCCGGGCCUCUUUACCCAAACUACCGAGCACUUUGAAUCCUGCGGCUGGGAUAUAUAUGCCUUCCUCGAUGUCAGUCACACAUGAUCAGACAGAGAGCAGUGUUUUGAUGGAGGAGGAGAAAUUGGAAAUUCAGGCGUGUGCUGAUUCUGAAAAUAUACCAGCCCAAGACUCAGUAAUAGAACCCACCUCGCCCGCUCGUCAGCAUGGACGACACAGACAAAAGUUACAUGCAGUUCGAGAUCGAGUGAGCGUGUGGGGGAAGGCGGCGUGGAGGAAGACGGCCAAGACUCGUCGAAAGACGAACAGCCAGAGCGAUAGUAAGGCUGCGCUGGAGCAAGAGGGGCCGUGAUAAUAAUGGUUCCACGAACAUGGG